Molecule: messenger RNA, 1641 nt
Organism: Penicillium odoratum
Lineage: Eukaryota; Fungi; Ascomycota; Eurotiomycetes; Eurotiales; Aspergillaceae
Product: Zn(II)2Cys6 transcription factor domain-containing protein
Exons: 2
Coding region: 1-1641 (546 amino acids)
Biological process (GO): regulation of DNA-templated transcription
Molecular function (GO): DNA-binding transcription factor activity, RNA polymerase II-specific; zinc ion binding
Source: RefSeq, a predicted model, not a curated record
AUGGUGGGUGUACCACAUAGUACAGGCUGUGCUCUCUGUCGUGAAAGACACAUCAAGUGCGAUGAGGCAGUCCCCGGAUGCACUCAGUGCCAGCGAUAUGGCCGUACCUGUCCAGGAUACCGACGUACCUUUCGAUUCCAAGACGAAGGCCCGAGUCUCGCGCGUAGAAAUCGCUCUCUCCCUCGCAGACGAGGUCGUGGACAGAAUGCGACCCCGAUCACACCGACUCCCGCUGCACCUGCACCUGCAUCUCCACCUGCACGGCAGAUCGAGACGCUCGGGCCCAUACAACCGCCGGAAGAAGAAGGUGCCGGAGUCGCGCCGGUGUUGCGCGAUAACGCGAUUGCGUUAAUGCGCCGUCAUUCGGCGACAAUUUCGCUGGAUGAAAAUGUCUCACCGUCGCUGGUGCGUAAGACGUUCAAAGCGGCGCAGCCACAACUGUUCCUGGAUUUUAUCAGUGCAUCGUUCCCCACCUUGUACUUUCAUAAUCAGUUCCGAGCGGGCAGGGGCCCGGGCUUUGCGGAGCAUAUUAUCAUGAAUUUUGGUCAAGAUGCGUAUUUGGAUACUGCAAUUUGCUGUUUGAGCUCGGUUUAUUUGGCUCAUCUCACGCAAGACCCUCUUCUUUUUCGUACUAGUCGACGGAUGUAUGGGAUUUCGCUGGGUGAGACCGUUCGUGCGCUUUCAAUUGGUGGUCAGGCCACGUCUGAUAAUAUGCUCUGUACUGCUAUGAUGCUGAGCGUCUAUGAGAUGUAUGCCCAAACAAGCCCUGAUGCCUGGGUUGUGCACUCGGAUGCAGUGAGAAGGGUCAUGAUGAAUCGCGGUGCCAGUCAACACAAAACGGGGGUUGGAAGAUCGUGCUAUAUUGCCUUUCGAGGCUUUCAUGUUGCUACCGCCAUCUUUCUGGGGAAACCUUGUUUUCUUGACCAGGAGGAGUGGCAGGACUAUGCUGCUGAAGUCAUGGCGGAGGAUUCCCAGAAGCCGGGGGAGUGGGCAGCUUAUGCCGACAUAUCUGACAAAGCUUUCAUGGAGAUAGCCAAAUGCCCACGAUAUAUUAGCGAAGCCAAAGACCUUCUCUGCAGCACAGGGUCAGUUCAAGCCGUUGAAAAUCUAAUGCAGCGUAUUAGAGAUACUUCUCGACGACUGCAUAUCUUUAUCUCUGAGCUGCGCGCCUGCAUCAGUGCCCAUGGCCAGCGCCAGCAAGGGAUUAUUCGACGUCCAGGUACCUUUGUCGGUCCCGUCCCCGAGAUAUUUCCAGAAACCGGCCCGUCACUGCUUCUCCGAGGAGCAGAAAACAUAAAAGGCACUCUUUGUCAGCUGCGUAGCCGUCUGGAAGACAAGCUACGUUGUCGGGUCGUUGAAAACCUCUCGCCUCGGUCAGGGACGGGCACGCUGAGCGAUGGUAGUGUAGACACAUCAUCGCCACCGGUCAGUCCUGAUGCGUUGACGGUGCCUUUCCGGAUCUAUUCUGAUAUUGGUCGUGGUCCAUCUCAAACCUCGGAUCGGAAUGACCCUCGUGCGGUGAUUUGGUUAGAUCGCGUUGCUUCGUCGAUGGGCGUUCUAGGGGCGGAACUCAUUUCGGAAAAUGCGGGUCCUGUGGAAUGCGCUGAGGAAAGCGCACAGGAGACAUUGAUACCCAGCUGA